AUGAUCCACAAAAAUCAGAAGAGCAAAGCAGAGCUGAGAUAUGCAAUAACAUGUCAGCCUCUGCAGACCAAGUGGCCACCCCGCACAAGCCUGCCUGACUGGGGCUCAACUGCUGACCCGCUAGUGUUGUCUCGAGGUUAACCUUGCCUAAAUUACAACGUAGCCAUGUAAAAACCACAUACUGCAGGGCCAGAUGGUACUGCAGUACUGCACAGUAAAAUUAAAAUGACCAUUAUACAUCAAAAAAAAGCUCAAUACCGUAGACCCCAAUGUCCCCCUCAAUAAGUUCCCAGGCACUUAUUUAAAAUUAUGGCUAAAGGAGGGGCUCCUAUAAGAAGGAGAAAUCAUGUGUAUUGUUUAAUACUGAUCCAAUUCUACCUUGCUACACUGUAUUUUACUUUGUCAAUGCUAUGAGCUCCAGCUGGCCAUAUCGAUAUUCUGGGAAGUGGUUAUAGAUUACCUUAUUCUCACUUCUCACUAGUACUAAAUUUUUGCUCUUUUUGCAAUUUGGGGAAAAUCUUAAAUUUGAUACUUGCAAAAUCUUAAAAUCUCCUAAAAUCGGAAAAAUUUUUCUAAACCCCCCUAAAAAUCCCUAGAAAUGGCAAAAUUAAAUACUCUUGAAUUAUGGCUCAUGAUUUUUCGCAAACUUUGAUAGAAGGAGGGUGCUUAACAGCCUGCAUGGCAGAUGCAAAAAUGGAAGGGAAAUGUGGAGAAAGGGAAAAAGGGAAGGGAGCACCUGUUAUAACAGCCCGUGUUUUUGUAUUCCUCCUAGCAACUCCCUAACUAAUCCGAUAACAUCAACUGUCAAUACGUGACCAAUCACAAUUAAGUAGGGGGCGCUUCUCAGCAUGCAUGGUCCAAACUUGAUUACUUUGUUUACCAGAUCUAGAAAUUAUCAAGGUGAGAUGCUUUUUUCAAAUGAUAUCACAAUAAAUUGUGCAAAAUAAAACAUUUUUACUGUUGUUGCUCAGCAAACACAACAAACAGUGAUCAGUUUGGUGUGAAUACUGAAAAACCCUUUGGUCUUGUGUCAAAAAAUUCAUUGAUGCAAAGUACAGAACAGUUGCCACCCUGAAAUGCAACUAAUUUUUGAAAGGAGAAUUAUAUACAUUUUUCUAAAACCUUAAUGGAUAAUUUUGACUGAAGCUUAAGCUCUUUCUUUACAACCAUUUGGAAGAUCAUUCAAGGCGGUGUAUUAGUUGCAGAAAAGUCAUAUGUCCGUGUUUGGAAAAAUCCAGUAUACAAAACCUCCUGAGCAUCCACUGCCCGCUAAACGAGCUAGGUAUUCCCCCAACUUAAAUUUUUGUUUUCAAUAUAUGGAUCUGUUUUAAUUCUAAUGUUGUUUCAGGGACCGAGAGUGACAGUGAUGAUGAACUGCCAGAGCUUGAAGAAGGAGAUGCUGGACAGCCCAAUAUAACAAGUGAUAUAGCAGCUGCUGCUGGAUUGACCGAAGAACCAGUUAGCAAAGCUAAACAAAGCCGAAGUGAGAAGAAAGCUCGCAAGGCUAUGUCAAAGCUAGGACUCAAAAGUGUGUCAGGAGUUAAACGGGUAGCGAUAAGAAAAUCCAAGAAUAUAUUGUUUGUUAUCAGUAAACCUGAUGUAUACAGAAGUCCAGGAUCUGACACCUACAUUGUGUUUGGAGAGGCAAAGGUAUGUAACAAUACUGUAUGAAUAUUACUGUUCUGUUUACAUCCAAGGAUUUUGUUUCUCAAAACCCUAGAGUAGUAACAUCACUUUAAGUUCAAUCGUUACAAAAGGCUUCCUUGCCUUGAAUGAGAGUCGUAUAACCAACUCUUAAACAAAAACCAAGAUUUGUUGCUCCCCCCCCUCCUGGGGGGGUGGUACUCGGGAUUUCAAGUUAUGGCGAUGAUCAAAGGAUUUUUGGGGGGUUAAAAUAAGUCCUAAUAAUAACAUUGGAGUAGUUUUGAGAAACAAAUGAAAGAAAUAGUUUUGUGCCCGAUGACGAUAAAGAUGCCUUAUGGUGAGGAAUGUCUGCCUGGCUUGGAAGCCUGCUAUCCAUUGUUUGUGCCUGUUGUUGUUUUUUGUAAACAUGUGUCUUGCAUACAAAUCUACAUUUCUGUGCUUCGUGUUGUAACUUCCAUACAUGGUGGACAGGCCAGGUCAGAAGUGGUCCUUUGAUCUAAAGAUUAUGAGAGCUGAGGGCACUGUUCUUUUUCUUUAGUAGGAAGGUUAGAUUGUAGGGUAAAGGGAGGUUAUUGUCACAAGAUUAUUGUGAACAAACCUAAAAGGGUAUUUUCAGUGAAGAAAACGUCAUAUGUUGACUUUUUUAAAAAAUUUUAUCAAAUAAUGUAUUUUCAAUAUUGUUUAAUUUGUUCUUAAUGCAGAUUGAAGAUCUAAGCCAGCAAGCACAAGUGGAGGUAAGCAUUGAAAUGUACUGGUCUUUUGUUUGACAUUUUGUGUAUUUCAAGUAUAUAAUAUUUUUUAUCGCUAUAUUUGUGAUGCUUGUGUGCCAUGUACAUGUAGUAGCAUUCUAAAAUCUGGAAUCUUCCUCUGAGUGCGUGUCAGCUAUUCAUGACAACAGCUCCUGAUCCUGCACAAAUGAGCUUUCCUUUCUGUUUUACUAUGUCUUAGGCUGCUGAAAAAUUCAAGGCCCCUCAACCUGCCCCUGUUGUGUCUGAAGCUAAGGCUGCUGCCAUUGAACAGGAAGAAGAAUCUGAUGAAGAAGAGGUAACUUAAAUCUUCUGCUUGAAAAAAGUGCUGUUUUUGAGAUUCGAGACCUGUACUUUCUACAUAUAAAUCUCAGUUUUUUCCCUUGUUUGUUUGAAUUGCUCUCAGGUUAAUAUUUAACCCUUUCACUUCCAGAGUGAUUAAUAAAGUCUUCUUGUGAGAUGGUUUUAACUUUUGAAUAUGUGGAUGAAAUCUUAUAGUAUUACUAUUCAUAUAAAUUCUCUUUAGCGCUGCAGUAUUUUCUCCUGGUACUAUUUGGUUUUAUUUUUGAAUUUUACAAAACAAAAGUAAUAAAAUUUUACAGAACUUUGGUGACUUUUGGAAUUGAGAGGGUCAAUCCUUCAACUUUCAGCUAUUAAAGUGAUCAGCCCUAAAAAUCUAUUCCUCUUUCUAUCUUAUAUCCCUUUAACCUUAUUUUUUUAUGUGACAAUGAAUUGUUACUUUACAAUGUAUUUUGAAGGUUAAUGCAACUGGAGUGGAAGAAAAAGAUAUCGAACUUGUCGUACAACAGGCAAAUGUCUCGAGAUCAAAGGUCAGUUUAAUAGAUUACUCUUCAUUCACGUUAUUGAAUUUAUGUUUACUCUCCAAGGAUUAAGGCAAAGUCCAUAUUGCAACAUCCUUAGUUUUGCUGUGGACUCAAAAAAGAAACCGUGCAUAGCAUGUUAAAAAUGUUUUGGUCAGUUGAAGUGCCACUUUAGUGCAGACAGAAGGCCAAACCAGAGGGGGGAAAGUCAGAUGUCCCUGGGAGGAAUAAAAUUAUCUAAAAAGGUGCAACUUAAAAUGUAUCAACUAUAACCUUUGUUCUUUCCUUAUCCAUUCAAAAUAUACUUGCGUUCCCAUUAUUGCAUUAAAUUUAGUGUUUAUGAAGUCAUUUUUUUGUUUCUUACAGGCCAUUAAAGCUCUCAAAAACAAUGAUAACGAUAUUGUCAAUGCUAUAAUGGUAAGGCUCCUUGCUAUCUGA
Messenger RNA from Porites evermanni, 3649 nucleotides. The record is from the annotation of a GenBank genome assembly. NCBI's taxonomy places the organism in Eukaryota, Metazoa, Cnidaria, Anthozoa, Scleractinia, Poritidae.